GCACAAGAUGGGGAACGAGUCGAGCCGGCCCGCUGUGGACCCCGCGGUCCAGGCGCAGGCAGACGCCAAGACGAUCCGCCGCAUGGACAAGGUCAUCCGCAAGAAGGUUCGAGGCGGCCUGACGUACAACAUGAAGCUGCUCAUCCGCGGCGAGCGGGGCACGGGCAAGACGUCGCUCAUGGCGCGCCUGCAAGGCCAGCCGAUUCCGCCGACGCACGAGCCGACGCGCGAGAUCCAGACGGCGUCGAUCCAAUGGACGAUGCAGACGCACGAAGACACGGUGAAAUGCGAGCUCUGGGACGUCGUCGACGUCGGGAUUCCGUCCGAGGACCCGAUCGAAGCGCCGUCGCCGGACGCCGUUGGCCGCCACCCCGUGGCCCUUGUCGACGCGCAGGCCGUCGACGUCUACCAGAAUGCGCACUGUGUCAUCUUCCUCAUGGACAUCACCAAGUACUCGACGCUCGAAUAUGUGCGCACUCAGCUCGACCAUGUGCCCGUGCAUAUUCCAACGCUCGUGCUUGGGACCUUUCGCGAUCUCCGGAAAGACGACGUGGCGCUCAAGCGCGCAAUCUUCAAGGACGACGUCCAGACGCUGCUGUACGGCAGCCACAAAGACCACAAGCUGCCCGGCUUUCGGCGCCCGUCCGAGAUGCACUACUUUGAAGCCUCGCUCUCCAACUGCUAUGGCUUGAAGGCGCUGCAUACAUACCUUGGCGUCCCGUUCCUGCACCUCAAGGUCGCUACUGUCAAGCAGCAGCUGCGGCUUCUCGAGACGGAGCUUGCGAGCACGAAGGCCCAAGUCGAUGUCUCGAUCGCCGGCCAAAAGUACAGCGACUUUGUCGCCAACUUGGCGGGCGCGGACGUCAAGACUGGCCGCCGUGUCGCAGCACCCGUUGCCGCCGCGGCGUCCGAGCCGCUUAAAGACGACGAGCUCGAGGAUCUGCCCGAACGCGAUGGCGGUGCCGACGGUGCGGCGAGCCCGGUGCCACUCCGGAUGGUGCACAAGGCUCCGACACCGACACCGACGCCAGCACCCGUCGCCGUUGUCGCUGCACCGGUGGCCAAAGCACCGGCCAAGGCAACGACCACCAAGGCCGACGCGCCGCGCACGUCGUGGAGCAAGAACGAGACGCUAGAAGACUUUACCGUCAAGACGGACAUGGACAAGUUUUACUCGUCGGACGACGACAGCGGCGACGGCACCGAUGAAGACGUUGUUGUGCCCACCAGCGUCGUGGCGCCCCGCGUCUUCCGCAAGCAAGACUUCAUCUACAGCGACUCGGACGACGACGACACGGCCAUGUACGCACGGCCCAAGACGUCGUCCGCAAAGACGUCCAAGAAGAAGAAGAUGUCGGCGACCAAGAAACCCGCGUCGCCGCCGCCAAAAGCUAAACCUGCCAAAACGACAGCCGCUCCGCCAGGCUCCCCCGUGAAGCGCCCCGUGUCGCCCAAAGCGCCGGCACCCAUCGUCGAGGCGCUACCAAAGCCAGAGGUCGUCGCUGUCGUGGCCGCAGCACCGUCGCCCAAGGCAGCGUCGCCGCCGGUUGCCGCGUCCGACUCGGACGACGACACACCGGUGCCCGUCAACGUCCCGGCGUACAUUACACUACCGCGCCGCGCAUCGGCCGAGAACAUAGCAUUGCUGUCGAUUUGGACGACGGCCACCAACUCGAUCGAGUUUUCCGAUGACGACGACGACGACGACGAUGGUAAGGCCCCUGGUCCCACAGUCGCCGACUUGCCGCCUGCUGUGCGUUCCACGGCCUCGAACGACGAUUGCGACGUCAGUGUGCGGACGUCGGUGCAAGGGCAUGCGUCAAGCAGCGAUGGCGACGGCGCGGAAUCCCGGCGCAUCGAUCUCUCCGACUCGGUGGACGAAGCACCGUUGCCAUCCCAGCCGGUGGUGCUGGACGAUUCGGAGCCGGAAGACAAGGCGCCGACACCGCAUGCGAUCCCACGGGGCGAUGCGUCGGACGACGAUGAGGACCUCGUGCCAAGUCGCCCGGUCGUCUUCACCGACUCGGAAGAAGACACUGCGCCGCUGCCGACACGACCAGUGGUUUUGAGCGACAGCGAUGACGAUGCCGACGUUGCCGCACCGAUGCCGAGUCUGCCCGUCCCAGCAAUGGUUUCCAGAAAUUUCGACGACAAGCGGUCGAUGGUAGCAGACGUCGGUUCCGACGACGAAGCCCCGUUGCCGUCACGGCCGAUUGUUUUGGACGAGGAUUUGGACGACGACGCGCCGUUGCCGUCACAGCCGGUUGUCUUGGACGCCGAUUCGGACGACGAGCCGAGACCGACAUCCGGGUCGUUGGGCCUACCGUCGCUGCCCAUUGUGAACGUGAUCACGUCGCAGCCGUCGCCAGUGGUCCUCGCCAAGCCCGUGGUGAAGAAGACGCCGACGGCACGGAAAGCCAAGAUGGUCGUCGCGAUGAGUGACGACGACGACUCGGAUGCGCAUCCCGUGUCGGCGCCGGUGGUACCUCCUGCCCGCCGCCGCAAGGUGUCGAGCAGCGACGAUGAUACCGGCGACUUCAAGGUCGAGAAGAGCAGCACGACGAGCUUCUGGGAUGCCAAGGACGACGAUGACGACGAAGAGACGAAGGAGAUUGUCUACACGCGGGCACCUCGCAAGGCGCGGGCAGCCAUGCCAGCGCUGCCAGCCGCCUUCUCGGUAACGUCAGCGCCGGCGCCCGUCCAGAUGAACAGCAGCGUUUUGGCGGCGAUCGAGGAAGCCAAGCGCGCAGCACUCGCCAUGCUAGCCGAACCGUCGCCGUCGGUCGCCGACGCGCCAGUGUCAUUUGCGGCGCCGACCAAGCCGUCGCGGGUCAAGACCAAGAAGUCGGAAAAGCCCAAGAAGGAGAAGAAGCCCAAGAAAGCCAAGAAACCCAUGACCGUGCUCGAUAGCGACUAACUUUUGUCUAAUUAUAGUCGUGGAAAGGCCGCCAUGUUGCCCUUUUGAGUUUGCACUUC
Messenger RNA from Saprolegnia parasitica CBS 223.65, 2976 nucleotides. RefSeq lists its product as hypothetical. The record is from RefSeq and is a predicted model, not a curated record. The transcript is spliced from 3 exons. Gene Ontology annotation, cellular component: cytosol; nucleus. Gene Ontology annotation, molecular function: GTP binding. The coding region runs from base 8 to 2917 and encodes 969 amino acids. Lineage: Eukaryota; Oomycota; Saprolegniomycetes; Saprolegniales; Saprolegniaceae.